This is a messenger RNA of Echinops telfairi (small Madagascar hedgehog), 846 nucleotides long. Its product is annotated as basic salivary proline-rich protein 4-like. NCBI's taxonomy places the organism in Eukaryota, Metazoa, Chordata, Mammalia, Afrosoricida, Tenrecidae. The record is from RefSeq and is a predicted model, not a curated record. The coding region runs from base 1 to 846 and encodes 281 amino acids. The transcript has a single exon.
AUGGGGGCGAGAGAGAAGAAUAAUAGCAACGGCUCUAAAGUCUCAGAUACUGCUUUCAGUCAGGGCACCUUAAGAUUCAGGGCUCCGCAGGGGCAGGCAGGCAGCGCCGCGAAUCCAGCGGCCGGACCUCCCGGGUACAGGCUGGCUCAGCUGGUCAACCUGGCCCCACCUCAAGGGACCGCGCCCAGGAGUCCGGGUCGGCCAGAGGGCCUCACCCCCUACCCUCUCAGCAGGGCUCACCACCCGGGCGGAGGCCAGGGGGGCCCUGAACGACGCCGCGGGCCGGUGGACGCGGGGGGCACCCCAGCCCCUACCCACCAGCGCUCCCUCACCUCGGAGCUCAGCCUCACCUCGGGACUACGAUCAGCCGCUCUCCACUUCCGGCAAGAACCGCCCAGCAAUCUUCGCGCGACCCACUUCCGGGCUCUCACCGAGGGCGGCACCCCCACCGGAAAUGAACCCCGGGCGGAAUCGCUGGGCGAGAAAGGGAGCGGGUCGCAGUCCGACCGCCCGGCCGCGGACUCCACCCCCCGCCCAGAAUCCACGCCCCUUAGAGAGAAUCCCCGCGAGCCCAGAGGGCACAGGGAAAGAGCCCCGCCCCGAAGGCGGGAGCGCCCUGAAGAGGGCGUGCCCACCGGACGGGCCACACCCCGCGGCCGACUGGAGCUGGAGCCGGAAACGCCCCGUCAGACCCAGACCAAUGAAACAAAAAAGCCUGGCCCGGUGGAGCCCAUUCCCACUCUGAGCGACUCCUCCCCGCCCCCAGCAAAAACACGCGACCCGCUGCCAUCGAGUCGAUUCCGACUCAUAGCGACCCUUUGGCCACUGGAGGGUCGCAGUUACUGA